UCUAUCUCUUCCUUACAGUGCUAUCUUGGAUCCUUGGAUUUUACACUGCUGUAUCUAAAUGGAGAAUGAAGCAUUUCAAAGCUUUCAUAACAAGCCGCUCUGGAGCAUUUGAAAUAGGUGUUCUUGGGUGCUCAUAAAAGAAAAGCAACAUUGAAGUUUACAUCUAUAAACAUAAAAGACUUUUUUUUUUGCUCACCAGGAUUUUUUUUAAUAUGCAGAAAAGGAAAUUACCCAGAAGGCUGUCCUCUUAAAAAUGGUAUUUGAAAAUGCAUCCUGGAAAUAACAACAAAGAAAGUACUUCCAAAUUAAAACACUGUCAACAGACGGUAAAUGACAUCUGUAUGGAAGAUUGAGAGGAAAAGAUGAUGAAAAGGAGACAAACGAAAAGAAAUUAUGCAGCAGAAACAGACACUAUCCUAACAAGUCCUGAAUUAAACAAGAAACAAAAAAACUAUUCCAAGAAGGGUGAAGACCUUUCUCGAGAUGAUCUUUUAUUUCUUCUGAGUGUGCUAGAGGGGGAGUUACAGGCUCAGGAUGAAGUGAUAGGAGUUUUAAAGGCUGAAAAAAUUAACUUGGCUUUACUAGAAGCACAAUAUGGCUUUGUUACUCCAAAAAAGGUCCUUGAGGCACUUCAGCGAGAUUCUAUACAAGCCAAAACUACAUUAUGGCAAGAGGAUAUCUAUGAAAAACCCAUGGGAGAGCUUGACAAAUUGGUUGAAAAGCAUAAAGAAACACAUAGACGGAUGCUUGAGCAGCUCCUGAUGGUAGAAAAAUCUCAUAGGCAAACUCUGUACGACCUUGAGGAUGAGAAGAGGAAACAUGCAGAAUACAUGGAGAAAAGUGAUGAAUUUACUAAUUUAUUAGAACAAGAACAAGAAAGAAAACCAGUACAAUCUUGGCUAAAUCACGGAGAUUGCAUUGCUGCAUGAAUGUUUCAACUCAUACUCCAUAAAUGUCCCCAGGAUGUGGCAGAAAGAAAAUCUAUUACUGAGAACUAAGUCCUAUAAUUUGCAGCAUUCAAGGCUUUCAAAAUACUGCAUAAAUCUACCAAUGUGAUCAGAAAAACGCAUUCUUAUUGAUGGACAUCAUCUGAUGUUUCAGUUUGCUUUUUUGCCUGUAAACUUCAAUUUUUUACAUUUUUGUGCAAGUAGAAAAUUUUCUACACUGCUCAAAAGGAUCCCAAAUUCUGUGACAUUAUACACUUCUGCUUGCCCUUUUGCCUUUAGAACAACACAGGUUAUUUUAACUUCUAUAUGAAUGUAAAUCCUUAAAGAACAAAAUAUAUACACAUUGAGAAAAAUUAAAUACAUGGGAUCCAUACUUUUUUGUUGUUGUUUAAACAAAACAACCACUUGAGCAGCUAGGUGUACCAAUUAUAUGGCUAAUAUUAGGGCAACUUUCUUUUCCUUGCCUUCCUAUUGCUAUAUGCCAGUCUCUUUUCUUACUAUUAUUUCCAAGUACCAUUUCAAACAUGUGUUGUCAUUUAAAUCUCAAGAAAGGUAUCUCUCAGCUAUCCCCUUUACAUUUGAUGAAAAGGCAGACUGAAUGGAGCCAUGGAGCAUGCCAUUAGUAGUUAUUCACUGUUCUGUUUUAACUUCUUUUGGCAACAAGGAUAUUUAAGGAUAAUGACGUCCAUGACUAAAAUGCAAAAAAUAAAACUUCUGA
This is a messenger RNA of Python bivittatus (Burmese python), 1665 nucleotides long. The record is from RefSeq and is a predicted model, not a curated record. NCBI's taxonomy places the organism in Eukaryota, Metazoa, Chordata, Lepidosauria, Squamata, Pythonidae.